AUGGUAGCGCGGGGCGGGGCACUGCCGGGCCCCACUGCCCGCCCGCCCGGAGAGCAGCCGACGUGCGGGCACCGAGCGCAGCCUCGGCCCCGCUGCAGCCCGAGCCCCGGGCGGCCGCGGCUGCUAUGUGGCUUCGCGGCGCACGGUCUCCACCGGGUUUGCGCCCACGCCUGGCCGAGGCUCAGCUGCCCAAGGACUAGGGACGCUCUGCAGCCAAGGGGGGGCCGCGGGCUGGACGCAGCCCCUGGAAGUGCCUGGCAGUGAGGACGGAGCCAUGCGCCUGGCGGCCGCCUGCUGAGCCCCCUGACCUCCUAACGACGGCCGAGCAUCCCCGAGCCCACGUCCCCAGCAGGAGCCCUGCAGCAGAACCAAGUGUGGGGUGGGCCGGGGGGUUGCAACGUCCCCUCCUGACCCACCUCGUACCCCCCACGGCCUCGCAGAGCCCCCCAGUGCCUCUGCCGCCCUCCUGGGGGCCUGGCAGCCCCCUCACAGGGCUGCCUGCCCCACGACCCUCGCCUUGGCCUCCCGCCCUGCUGGAGCGCGGCACCCUGCCGGGCGCUGCCCCCCGCGCCCCCAGGGCAUCGCCCCCCGCCCCUCCGGGGCCCUGCCGCCCGCCGGCAGAGCCAUGAAGCUGCAGGCAGUGAUGGAGAACCUGCAGCGGCAGCAGCGUGCCCGGCUGCAGCAGGCGCUGGAAGCGCGGCAGCAGGAGCAGCAGCAGCAGCGCUCCACGCCCCCCCCGGCACAGCCCCCGCCGGCCACAGGACAGACUCCUGCCCGGGGACGAGGCCCUGAUCUGGCCCCAGCCCCUUUGGAGGAAGGAACGGAGCCUGAGAGCGCGCACAUCCAGCGGGCACAGAUGGCCGCCCUGGCUGCCAUGAGGGCCGCAGCCGCAGGCCUCAGCCACUCGUCCAGCCCAGGGCUGUCGGAGGAGAGCCAGGAGGAGGAGGAGCGCGGUGAGGAGGAGGAAGAGGAGGAGGACGGCGGUGGCUACCAGCAGGAGAUGGGCUCCGAGGAGGAGGAAGACCUGAAGGGCAAAUGGGACGAAGAAGACUUUGAAGAGGACCUGGGCGAGGAGGAGGAGGAGGAGGAGGAAGAAGAAGAGGAAGAGGAGGAGGAAGAGGAGGAAGAAGAGGAAGACUACGAGGAGGAGGAAGACAUGGGCGAGGAGGGGCUGGGCUCAGCGGAGGCGGUGCGGACGGGCACAGGGUCCUUGCUGCUCCGCAAGCCGCCGGCACCGCAGCACUGCCGGGGUGAGGCACAGCGGCUGCCGGGUGCACAGGAGCGGCUCCCAGCUGGACUGGGCCCCCAGGGCCACGCGCAGCUCCCACAGCCCGCACCCGACCACGGCGACUGGACCUACGAGGAGCAGUUCAAGCAGCUGUACGAGUUGGAUGGUGACCCCCGGAGGAAGGAGUUCCUGGACGACCUCUUCAGCUUCAUGCAGAAGCGAGGGACCCCCGUGAACCGGAUCCCCAUCAUGGCCAAGCAGGUGCUGGACCUCUACAUGCUCUACAUGCUGGUGACGGAGAAGGGCGGCCUGGUGGAGGUCAUCAACAAGAAGCUGUGGCGAGAGAUCACCAAGGGGCUCAACCUGCCCACCUCCAUCACCAGCGCGGCCUUCACGCUCCGCACCCAGUACAUGAAGUACCUGUACCCCUACGAAUGUGAGAAGCGGGGCCUGAGCAACCCCAACGAGCUGCAGGCGGCCAUCGACAGCAACCGCAGGGAGGGCCGUCGGCAGGGCUUCGGCAGCUCGCUCUUCACCUACUCGCCCAGUGGCACCCAUGGGCUCCUCUCCUCGCCCAAGCUGCCGGUGCCGGCCCUGGGCCUGGCCUCUGCCACCAACGGCGGUGCCAUCGCUCCCGUCCAGAAGAUCAAGAAAGAGGAGGACGCGCCCAUCCCCAUCUCCAUGCCCAGCCGGCUGCCGGUGUCACUGGCCGGGCACCCGGUGGUGGCAGCCCAGGCCGCGGCCGUGCAGGUGGCAGCGGCAGCCCAGGCCGUGGCUCUGGAGCAGCUGCGGGAGAAGCUGGAAUCAGGGGAGCCCCCGGAGAAGAAGAUGGCACUGGUGACGGACGAGCAGCAGCGGCUGAUGCAGCGCGCUCUGCAGCAGAACCUCCUGGCCAUGACGGCCCAGCUGCCCAUGAGCAUCCGCAUCAACAGCCAGGGCACCCGCUCGCCAGAGAACCGCCAGGACGCCUCCGGCGGCGCGGCCAACAACGGCACCAACAGCAUCAGCAUGUCGGUUGAGAUCAACGGUAUCGUCUACACAGGUGUGCUGUUCGCCCAGACGCCCGGCCCUUCCUCCUCCUCCUCC
Numida meleagris (helmeted guineafowl) is the source of this 2314-nucleotide messenger RNA. RefSeq names its product AT-rich interaction domain 3A (gene ARID3A). The transcript has 9 exons. The annotation marks the transcript as partial. NCBI's taxonomy places the organism in Eukaryota, Metazoa, Chordata, Aves, Galliformes, Numididae. Gene Ontology annotation, molecular function: DNA binding. The record is from RefSeq and is a predicted model, not a curated record. Gene Ontology annotation, biological process: regulation of transcription by RNA polymerase II. Gene Ontology annotation, cellular component: nucleus.